Paramuricea clavata is the source of this 3997-nucleotide messenger RNA. NCBI's taxonomy places the organism in Eukaryota, Metazoa, Cnidaria, Anthozoa, Malacalcyonacea, Plexauridae. The record is from the annotation of a GenBank genome assembly.
AUGGCGUCUUUAUCGUGCGUUUUGUGUUUCUCGUUGUUAACGAAAGCUUGUGAUAGAAAUUUAGUCGAAAAUAAAGGGGAAUUUUCAGUUAAAAGCGAGAUUCAAGACCUUUGUUUUGUUGUUCACCUCACUUCGCAGCAUAUCUGUCGUGCGUGCUUCAGGACUCUGCAGCAAAGACGAAAUCACAAGAAUAAGGUUGACGAUUUGGAGAACAAUCUUCUGCGUAAAUACCGCGAAAAGGCUGGAGAAAGGGGACUCGCGAUUAAAACAAAAUCAACUGCGAAACGUUCGUUGUCGUUUGAUAAAAGCGACGAUCCGUCGACCCCGUUUAAUGAACGUAUCGAUUGCGAACGAGAAGUCACAGCUGAAUGUUUUAAACCAACGUCAAGUUCGACACCGUGCUCUUCACCGUGCUCAAAAGUCUCAAAACCGCCGCAACAUGACGACGAAAAUACUUCAACAGCCCAAGAUACCGUUGUUUCGGUCACCGUUCAGUGGAAAAGCAGAACAAGUUCUCGGACUUUGCCGUGUGAUCUUCAAUCGUUGGGUAAAAUGCUGUGCAGAGGAACCUACAUGCAAGUUGCCCAUGCCGCAUGGCGUUGUGAAAAGGUUAGAGAACAGAUUAUCCUCUUAUUUUUGAAGGAAAUCGAUCGAGAGUGCGCGGCUAUGUGUUCAAAGAAGAAUCCCAGCAUUUUGCGCAAAACUAGCAAAGAGGACAUUGUUAACUUUUCGUUAACAAAACUUGACAGUGAGUUAAAGGAGAGGACACCUCUGCUUAGAAGUGUUUUAAGAGCAGCUUCUAUUCGCAAGAGCAACCUGGAGAGAAGCAACCUAUAUUGGAUGCCAGCUGUGUGUAUGGCAUCGUCCAUUUGCCUGAAGAAUAGAUCACCAUACAUGACUGUGGUUCAAUUGCUGAAUUCACUUUUUAUUCAGCACUCAGGAUUAAUGGUAUGUAUAUUAUUUGUUUAUGUUAUGCAAUGCUACAUAUAAACACCCCUCCUCCAACUCUCAUGGCUUUAAUUAAAUAUUAUAUGUAGUGAAUUGGGUGAGAACUACUUUCUAUUAGCUAUGCUCAAAUGUAUUCUAUACAGGAUUGAGCAAAUUAUUUGAAAUUGCAAAUACUUGCUACCAAGCAGGAAGUCAACAUAUACAGUGAACAAUUAACUUUCUCUCAAUAGAAGUUGACUCCCAAUGGAAUCUUUGAUGUCAUAUGAAACACAAUAAUAGAAUAUUUAUAAAAUAUGGUAAAUAUGAUCAUAGCUUGUAGAAACAAUAAUAUAUAUUAUAUUAUAUUAUAGUUAUAAUUUUUUCAAUUCCAGGCUAUCUUGUGUCGAUUAAGGGUUCUACGACUUGUGGUGUCCCAUCCAUUUCUCUAUAAGAAGUUAGACCAAUUUGGUCAUGACCACAAUGCAAAGAUCGCGAAGAAGGUCAGAAAUGAAAGUGCAAGAUUGCUAUCAAUUUGGAGCGAUGAUGCAAGUAAUGAGGAUGAGGUUGUCAGUCAUGAAGCAGACCAAGGACGAAAGAUUGUUUUUGAUAACUUUGAUUUCAAUCAGAAAGUUCAUCAUAUGUCAGAAUCCCACCAAAACAUUGAUAAUCAUUGGGUAGCACAUAUGUGCACUGAGAACAGGGUUUCAGGAAAUCACCUCAGCAUGGAGGAAAGAUCUAAGAAGACUAUUUUGGACAUGGAUAAUGGCAAAUGCAUUCCAGACAGUACAGAACACAUUGCCCAGAGAGAAAACUAUGCCAGUUUAGUGUCUCGUAUUGUGGUAGACAACAUCAAUUGCCUUGAGUUCCUCAAAGAGCAUGCUGUUCGUCACAUUAAGCAUAGAUAUUCAAGAGAAAUGGCCAAGCCAACUGAAACUGUAAGUUACAAAUUAACUUAUCUUGGCUUUCAGAGUAUGCAUUCAGUUGUGAAUAAUGUGCGGUGUUGCUCAUGCAGUGGUAUGCAUUCACACAUAUUGCAGCAUGCAAUAUCUAAUGUACACAUUGAAUGCAUGCAAAUUCAGUCACUCACACACCUUGGAUUAUGUGAUGCAUAUCUUUACACUGCAUUCAUCUCGGAGUAUGUGUAUGCAAAGAGAGCAGAAAUAUGCUACAAGCUGCAUGCAUGCAAAUUAUGGUAUUAUAUUACAAAUUGUUAUGUACAAUAUAUUUUAAAUAUUUUAUAUUUUUUUCAGAUGUUUCUAGGCAUGCUUUUUGAAAAUGAGAAUACAAAUGAAGGGAUGCAAUCUGUUUUGAAUGAAAUACACUCAUAUGUACCUCAUGCUGAAGUGGAGAAACAUAUAAAGGUUAAUGUUGAUAAACAAGGUGCAAUUGUUCCUGAAAUUGUCAUAGUAAAGGAAAAGAGGUUUUCUGGACAAGGCGUAGUUGGUGAUCAAUUAUCGGUGGAGAGGGGUGUCAAUUCUCUGAUGCAAAUUGCAAAUGGUCUCACUCCAGAUGACAGAAAAGAAGGCUUGCACUUUGAGGUUGCAGAUUUUCAUUCUCAGAUGAAAUUUUUACAGGUAAAAAAAUGUUGUUAUCACCCACAUUUCAACUCUAUAGUAUAAGGAAAUAUUUCAGACGUGAUCUAUGCACUCAAAUCCCAACUCUAAUCCAUACAUGAUAUACUAAUACUGACUAUAAAAUCAUGAAAAUGAUCUCUAAAUGUUAGAGAUCUCUCCACCCCACAACCCUGAUAUGUAUACUUAUUUAGCAAAACUUUACAAGUCUUCUUUGAACUUUUUGGGAGUGCACAGAUCAUGUCUAAAAUACUUUACUGCAGAAUUGUUAUUAUUUUGCAAAUUUGUUUUCACAUUUACACUUUUUACAGGUUGCCUUUGACCACUUUUACAACCCCAGUGCACCCUCAGAUAAGUGUACAUUGUAUGCUGACAGAAACCACAUCAAUCGUAGAAAUGUUUCCACUGAAGUUGAUAAAAACUUUUCUGCAUGCAAGCAAUUUUUCAAAAUGGAAAUCGAAGCAAGAGUAAUUGCUGCUGCACUUGAUUUCAUGAAGAUUACCUCCUUAGAUGACACUCCCCCCGAAGACAUUUUGCCACCAUCCUUAGUUCAUGCAACAGCCAAGGCACAACAGAAGUUCCUCAAAGAUCUGGCAUUUAAGGUUGUGGACACCUAUAUUGUUAAUGAGACAAACAUAAAUAGCCUAAUGGAAAAGCUGCAGAAAGAGCGAAGAGUUGAUAGUAGUGUGCUGGAAAAUGGUCGUUUUGGAUGUAGGUUUCCUGGGUGCACAAAGUCUUUUGCCUUUGAUGGAAAAAGACGUAUCACACAUGAGAAAACCCAUGGGUUGCACUCACAACACACAGCUUCACUUAUCCCAUCUCCUGUUGCUAAGGUAAAGGAUGAUGUUCGCAAUUACCAGCUUGCCUUGCUUGAGUAUGGUAUGCUGUUCCUAAAUUUUUCAGAUGCCAUUUCAGAAGCAGAUGGGCAACGUAUACUGAGGUGCUGGAAAUUCUUUUUGAUGUUUUUAAAAGUUGAUGGAGCACACAGCCGUAAGUACGCUUUGGAAGGGCUGCAUCUCAUUUCUCAAGUUUACGCUAUUUUAUCACCAAGGGAUGCACAUAGGCUUAUUUGGAAUAGGUCUGUUAAAGCAAAGUAUGGCAUGGGUGGGAACAUACCUCUUGACCUGGCAUUAGAACAUUAUAACAGAGUACUAAAAGAGGUAAUCAAGAAAAUGGGUCCUAAUGCAUCUAAUAAAACUGCAAUUACCCGAUUUUGCAAGAGCAUAUCUAUUAACAAACAGCUUAUGGACAAUUUUGAUCUGGAUUGCAAGGUUCUUAAGCAAUCAGGUUUGCAUAUUCAGAAGAAAUGUGUUGGUGAUUUACAUAAUAUUGUUAAGGAAUUGGUUGUCAAUAAUGCUUUUAAAUGCUCUCCAGGGAGAUCAUAUAAAUAUUUUGUUGACUGUUCACCAAGUAUUUUAAGCAGUUUUGACCUCCAUGGAAUGUUCAAAUGGAUCGAGGAACACAAAAGAAACAUUUACUUGAACAAAACUGCUAGAUAA